AUCUUAUUUCCCCCUUAAUUUGUUUAGGAAAUGUUAGGUUUGCUGGUGCUUCUGUUUGGCCAGUGGGGGAGAGCAUUGAUCUCUUUUUGUGUAAGUUCCUGAAGUCAGGGGAGUCAGCAAGGAGGCAUCUCCAAAGUUCCUGCGUAUGUAGAAGUCUCUGACGUCUGUAUCGCUGGAUCGUGUCUUCCUGCAGGCCUGAACAAUGUGUCCCUGCACAACUUAGGACCAGGGUACCUCAGGGAUGUCCUGAACCCUUAAAUCCCAGCUCAAUCACUGAGAUCAUCUGCAGAUGUGUCACUGGUCAUUCCCUGAGUUGGUGAGGCUUGUUUGACAACAACGAGAAGCACAGUCUUUGGUGUCAUCAGCUCAGUCCUGUAGAAUACUCUGCCAACAGAGUUUCAGCAGGCAACUUCUGUGCCAACUUUUAAAUGCCUGCUGGAAACUUUCACAUUCUUUCGGGCAGGUGCAGGCAAUUAAGGACACUUCCUUCCUGUUUUUAACUCUUUUAUGGCCUUACUGUAUGGUUUUAUUGCUGACAGCUGCUUUGAUAAAUUGCUGUUGUUGUGACACAGUUGUACGCACAUAUUUAAAUAAAUAAACAACUAACUUCUAACAAGCCAAAUUCUUGUACAUUUUGCCUCAUGUCCCAAGUCCUACAAAUGCUGGAAAUGUACUCUCUCUUUUUAAAGAAAGCUGAGAAUCUGAGGACCCUGAUUCAUUCAGGGGAGAACAACACUUGCUGAAGCUCUCGUAGUAUCUGAUGGGGGAAGUCCUAGCUCUAGACUUCCUGUAUCAAACAGAAAGUUGAUUUAGGCUUCCCCCAACAUUAUUGAUACCAGGAUAUGGAAACAACAAUUUGAAAGGGGCUUUGAAAGACCCUGUUUGCUUGGUUUGAAACACCACCCUUAGCAAGGAAUAACUUGUUUAUAGAAAAGAAAUUGAAAGCAAGUAGAGAUUUUCAGAAAUCCAAAUGGGAUGUCGUGGAAUCAUAGGGUUGGAACAGAUCUGAAAACAAGAGUCUUGGACCAUCCACCCCCAUAUUCCCUGGCCCAGUUCACACAGACCCAGACCACAGUUUUGAGAACAGAUACAGUGCAGCAAAGGUACCCGUGGAUUCACAGAGACAGAAGUGCAGAGAACAAUUACCGGUAGGUUUGUGUAGCCUGUGCUGCUGAAUCCUCUAAUGAAUUGAUUCUGUUCUCCCAGGGGAGUACAGGAACUGCAGAAGCAAGAGACCUCGUGCUUUCCCGUAACUUUUGGCAGAGCUUUACCAAACCAUUCUUCAAAGAGGAAAGCAAAAGGCAUAGUACCAGACUGGAGAUAAUUUAUAUGUACGUUCCUCAGGGCUACUGGAUUGAGGCACUACCAUAAUGGCUUGGGAAGAAACCACAGGACGAUGAUUCCUAUCACUGAAUUCCGCCAGUUCUCUGAGCAGCAGCCAGCCUUCCGGGUGCUGAAGCCGUGGUGGGAUGUCUUUACAGACUACCUUUCCGUUGCCAUGUUGAUGAUUGGCGUCUUUGGUUGCACGCUGCAGGUUAUGCAGGAUAAGAUCAUAUGCCUUCCAAAAAGGGUGCAGCCUCCGCAGACCAAUUCUCACCUUCCCAAUGUGUCAAAUCUAGACUCUGACGCGACUCCAUUUCUUCCACCCAAGCCAUCCACACCUCCUGCUACUGUUGAAAUGAAGGGCCUCAAGACUGACUUGGACCUCCAGCAGUACAGCUUCAUCAACCAAAUGUGCUACGAGCGUGCCCUGCAUUGGUACGCAAAAUACUUCCCUUACCUCGUCCUCAUCCACACUCUGGUGUUCAUGCUGUGUAGCAACUUCUGGUUCAAAUUCCCCGGGUCGAGCUCCAAAAUCGAACAUUUCAUCUCCAUCCUGGGGAAGUGCUUUGACUCUCCUUGGACCACGAGGGCUUUGUCGGAGGUCUCUGGAGAAGACUCGGAAGAGAAGGACAACAGGAAGAACAACAUCAGCAGGUCAAACACAGUCCAACCUAGCGCAGAGGGGACUUUGGUCCAGGCUCAGUCUCUGAGAUCCAUACCUGAGAAGUUCAUUGUGGAUAAAGGGACCCCGGGAGCUCUGGAUAAAAAGGAAGGAGAACAGGCCAAAGCGUUGUUUGAGAAAGUGAAGAAGUUCCGGCUUCAUGUUGAAGAAGGGGACCUGCUCUACGCGAUGUACGUUCGUCAAACGGUGCUGAAGGUGAUUAAAUUUCUUAUCAUCAUUGCCUACAACAGCGCCCUUGUUUCAAAGGUUCAGUUCACUGUAGACUGUGAUGUUGACAUCCAGGACAUGACCGGUUAUAAGAACUUUUCUUGCAACCAUACGAUGGCGCAUCUGUUUUCUAAGCUUUCCUUCUGCUAUUUGUGCUUUGUAAGCAUCUAUGGAUUUACAUGCCUUUACACUUUGUAUUGGCUGUUUUACCGCUCGCUCAAAGAAUAUUCUUUUGAGUAUGUCCGGCAAGAGACUGGCAUCGACGACAUCCCAGAUGUCCGCAAUGACUUUGCGUUUAUGCUACACAUGAUAGACCAAUAUGACCCACUUUACUCCAAGAGGUUUGCUGUGUUCCUUUCCGAGGUCAGCGAAAACAAACUGAAACAGCUUAAUCUGAACAACGAGUGGACUCCGGAGAAGUUGAGGCAAAGACUGCAGAUGAAUGCCCACAACCGUUUGGAACUACAGCUCUUUAUGCUGUCCGGACUUCCCGACACGGUUUUUGAAAUAACAGAGGUUCAAGCGCUGAAAUUUGAAAUAAUUAACAACGUCAUGAUACCAGCCACCAUUGUGCAGUUGGAUAAUCUCCAGGAGCUCUCAUUGUACCAAUGUUCAGCAAAGAUCCACAGUGCAGCCUUGGCAUUCCUGAAAGAAAAUCUGAAAGUCUUGAAUGUCAAAUUUGAUGACUUCCGAGAGCUGCCACCUUGGAUGUAUGGGCUCAGAAAUUUGGAAGAGUUGAACUUGAUUGGUUCUUUGUGCCAUGACAUUUCUAAAAAUAUAACUUUGGAGUCCUUUCGGGAGCUCAAGAACCUGAAAGUUCUGUACAUUAAAAGCAACAUGUCCAAAAUCCCACAGUCUGUGGUUGAUGUUUCGAGUCACCUUCUGAAAAUGUGCAUCCACAACGACGGCACUAAGCUGGUGAUGCUCAACAACUUGAAGAAAAUGGCCAACUUGACGGAACUAGAGUUGGUGCACUGCGACUUGGAGCGCAUUCCCCACGCUGUGUUCAGUCUUGCCAGCCUCCAGGAAUUAGACCUGAAGGAAAACAACCUCAAAUCAAUAGAGGAAAUUGUUAGCUUUCAGCAUCUUAGGAAACUCACCGUCCUCAAGCUGUGGCACAACAGUAUAACCUACAUCCCUGAGCACAUAAAGAAGCUCUCCAGUCUGGAACGGCUUUCUUUCAGCCACAACAAGAUAGAGGUCCUCCCAUCCCACCUCUUCCUCUGCAACAAAAUUAGAUACUUAGACUUGUCUUACAAUGACAUCCGGUUCAUUCCCCCGGAAAUUGGGGUGCUGCAAAGUUUACAGUAUUUCUCAAUCACUUGCAACAAAGUGGAAAGUGUGCCGGACGAGCUCUACUUCUGCAAAAAACUCAAGACGCUGAAGAUUGGGAAGAACAACUUGUCCGUUCUCUCGCCUAAGAUUGGGAAUCUGGUAUUGCUGACCUACUUGGACAUCAAAGGAAAUCACCUGGAAUUUCUCCCCCAUGAACUUGGUGAAUGCAGAGCACUGAAAAGGAGCGGCCUGGUGGUCGAAGACACCUUGUUUGAAACCUUGCCCUUAGAUGUCAGGGAGCAGAUGAAGGCAGAAUAAGCUCAACCCUCUUAGGUCUUUUACAGCAGGGGUGGGGAAACCUUUGGCCCUCCAGGUGUUACAGGAUUCCAACUCCCAUCAGCCCUAGCCAGCAUGGGCACAAAUCGUUAUGAAUACACAAAAAAGCAUGUCUGGAAGGGCCUUAAAACCACAUAGUCUGGGGUCUCCAACCCCACUUGAAUGUGCUUUACAAAAUGAUGCCCAGGCUACAACAGCCUUCUGGACCCUUUGGACUCCAACUCCCAUCAUGCCCAGUCAGCAUGGCAAGUGGCCAGGCCAGGAAUGAUGGAUUUUGUGGUUCAGCAGCAUCUGGAGGGCCACAGGUUUUUCACCCCUGUUUUACAGAAACUCGUCUCUGUCAAAUGCCUUGUACAUCACGAGCUAGCCUGAAUAUGCCUUUAAAGUCUAUUUUUAUUAUUUUAGUGGUCCCUUUGUAUGGACACUUUUGGACUAGGUUGUAUAUGUAUAUAUAUAUAUAUUUUAUAUAUAAAAAUUUUACUUGGUUUUCCUCACCCAACGGUGUUUGUAACUGUUCAAAUUUUUAUUUUGCCUUGAUAUGAAUGGGUCUGCGUAGUUCUUAUUUUGUAUCAGUGAAAUCAAGUUGCUUGUCUGCCUUAAAAAAGGGGGGGCGCUCUCCAGAAAUACGGUCAGUAUGUUUCAAGGCAUUGAAUGAAGGUUACCUAUAUGAAUGUAGAUGAAUGUACAGUUGUCAUAGCAACUCUAAGCCAUUUGAUUCAGUUUUGUGUACCAGCUUAUCCAAGGUUGGGGAACCUGUUGCCCUCCAGGUGUUGCUGAAUGACAUCUCUCAUCAUCCCUGACUGAUUACUAUGUUGUCCGGGAUUGAUGGGAGUUUGGAGUCAAGCAUCAUCUAGAGGAUCACAGGUUCCCCAUCUCUUAAAGCACCAAGUACCCUCUUUCUUCUUCUUUUUUAUCCUAGUUGUGGGUAACUGUCAUUCCCUGUUCCAGAGGCUUCAUUUUGACAAUAAAGUAAGUCAAUCCUGUUUUGUGGUUGUGGAUCGAACCUGUGCCACCAUGGCUGGCAAACAGGAGCCUUGUUCCCUUGAAGAUUCUAAUUUAUUAAAAUAAUGCUUUUGGCUAGGA
Messenger RNA from Podarcis muralis (Common wall lizard), 4906 nucleotides. It is a transcript of the gene LRRC8C, whose product is annotated as leucine rich repeat containing 8 VRAC subunit C. Lineage: Eukaryota; Metazoa; Chordata; Lepidosauria; Squamata; Lacertidae. Gene Ontology annotation, molecular function: protein binding. Gene Ontology annotation, cellular component: cytoplasm. The record is from RefSeq and is a predicted model, not a curated record.